Molecule: messenger RNA, 2272 nt
Organism: Pocillopora meandrina
Lineage: Eukaryota; Metazoa; Cnidaria; Anthozoa; Scleractinia; Pocilloporidae
Source: the annotation of a GenBank genome assembly
GAGAUCCAUCACACGAAAGGAAAAACCUCAUUGUUAAAGUUAUCUCACAAGUAAUAGAAGUUAAUCAUCCAAUUGAAAGGAGCAGUUGGAAGAAGGAUUAUUAUAUGAGCCGAUGACAAAAACAACCGAGGCUUAAGCCGGAACGCCAUUCGCACGUACAUAGCCAAGUUCAUCUUCCCUCGGCGAACGGAAAAAGAUGUUGCUCGGAAAGUUCUGCCGGCUUUACGGUAGGCCCUUAAAAUACCCGAGGGUUUUCAUUCGCGAGGUCGAAAGACGUAUUUAACAAGGUAAGGUUUCCUGUUCGAGCGCCACGAUUACGUGCAAAGUAUCUACCUUCCGUGAUAAGUUGGACACGUUUUAGAGGUAUAAAUUUAGAGCUUUUGACUUAGAAAAUUCAAUUUAGUGCUUUUUGAAUGAACACUUUGCAGUGGCUUUCAAUUCCACAAAAGUUGUGUUCAGCUACGUCAAUCUCAAAUUGAGUAAACAGUGCCGUUUGUCGUGUGUAAACCAAAGUAAGUUCUGUGUAUAGUUUUCCUGCUUUCAUAGGUAGUUUUCAUAUAAGAUUUGGUUGUCUCAAUCAUUUACACCUCACUUAUAUCCCAUUCACACCAGCAAAAUAUGCUUAAUUAAACCGGGUUUAACUGAAUAGAAAUGAGAUCGAAGAACUGAAUUCGCCAUUGGAUUCAAUUAGUCGCUAACUUGUAUUUUGAAUGUCGACAAACAUCGGUUAAGGAGCUCCUAUAGAGAAAACUGACAAUUUCAAGAAGUGUUUAACCAAACAGCUUUACAUCAUGAUAAAGCUUUGCGCGUAUGGGUUACAAGGCGCCGUUACUGUCUCAAAUCAACCAAACCCCCUUUCAGCUUUUUUAAUGACAAACGCUUCGUCGCAGCUCCACACAUGUAAUAUUCAGCAACUAAACGUUAGUAGUUUGUCUGACGUUUCAAUAAGUUAAAGAUGAAGGCAAUUUUUAAGCAUUUGUUCCUUUAUAAAUUCUUACCCUUAUGAAAGUUGUAUACUAAAUUUCAAGUGAUUACGCACCUUACUGGUUAGAGAGCUUUAUGAUUGAGUGUCGUAAAACUAAAAACUACCAAUCAGAAGGAAGGAAAACAGACGUCUUAAGAAUCAAUUAGAACUCAAAGUACAACCGAGCAAACUGCUAAAAGCGCGGGAAACGUGGGCGACCAAGUGAUGAUUGGUUUUAGCAAGCGUCGAUCUGAUUGGUUGAGAGUGGCGCCAGUUUUUUUUAGACAAAUUACAGUGCGAAUAAAAACAAAACCAAUGCAGUUUGAUUAUUUUCGACACACGAAAAUUGCACUAACGCUGUCUUUUUCUCUAUUAUUAUACAGGUCCUCACCUUUUAAGAGUACUAAUCAAGAUGGAAUUUACGGAACAUGAAGAGAACGUUUCACAGUUUUACUCUCGCGUUGUAGAUAACAGUCAUGAUUGGAAUGAGGGAUUUCUGACAUUUGGAUUAUGGAAAACGAAGUCUGGUGAACCCAUACCACGGCCGAAAUGCUACAGAGCAAUGUAUGAUGAACUUUUGGAGGGCAGCGGGAUACAGCCGCACCAUGACGUGCUAGAUGUUGCUUGUGGGCAGGGAGCAGGCAUGCUGCGGGUCAAGUCCCAGUACGGCUGCAAUACGCAAGGUCUGGAUAUCAGUGUUGCAAAUGUGGAAAUAGCAACGCGUAGACUGCGUGACACCGGAGUCACUGUCACGCGAGGGAGCGGAACGAAGAUGCCUUAUGGCGAAAAUUCCUUUGACUACGUCCUUUGCGUAGAAGGAGGGCCCCACAUGAAUAGCAGAGAAGAUUUUUUUCGAGAGGCCUUCCGAGUUCUUAAGCCAGGAGGAAAAUUAUUGAUGGCUGAUCUCGUUGUUCUGAAGGCACUUCAAGAUUUACGAUACCUACAGCAGCUCGUUCUAAAGGCAGCUGCAAAGGCUUGGAUUAUUCCAAACAGUAACAUGUGCUAUGGAAUCGAUGAGUACAAACAAAGGGUAAAGGACGUUGGCUUCAAAAUGAGAAGAUUUGAAUUAAUAGGCGACAGAGUGAUACCAGGUUAUUGUAAUUUCAAUCUUUCAUUGUCAGUUAUGCGAGAGCAGGCGAAAAUCAGGGGUCCGUUUGUCGGUUACAUGGGAGGUCCGAUAAUUGAUGUUCUCCUUGAAAAGGCCUUUUCUCAUGGAUUGAUCGAAUAUACUCUUGUAGUCGCUGAGAAAGAAAUUAACGAGUAAAAGUUUGAAGACCACGGAUUUAGAACUCUUUAUUUGUUUUUGCG